AUGAUUCAAUGGAAAAAUGGAAUCUUGAGUGAAUUUUUUUCAGUUCUAACCCCUCAAGAUUGUGUUGCUAGACUUUCAGUAAAAAAACAAAUGAGCAAAGAUUGUAUGAUUUCGUCAAUUUGGAAAUGGAAAAAUGAUUCUUAUAGAAAUUUAGCCAUAUGCACGAAAUUAUUUCAGCAGGAAGCCGAACAGAAUGGGAACAUAUUGGAGAUGCAGCUAUUACAACAACAGAUCGAUGCAUUGGACGGUAGGGCCGCUGAAUUGGAACGUCGUCGAACACAGUCGACACGGGGUAUAAGUUGGAUAAACCAGCGCAACAGGCAAGCUAUGAAGGAUGCAGUAUUCAGUGGUCAGCUGCACAUCGAAGCUUCUUCAGAAUAUGAUCCAUUUACGAGGAAAAAUGCACGAACGAAGCCCGUGUUUGGAAAGGAUAAACGAUCGGAUGACACGGCAUCGGGGGGAGUUAUUGAAGUAAAUACUAAUUACAAAAAUGCAUCUUUUUUCUCCAAAACAAUUGAAAAAACGGGCAACAUUGGGUCGAAGCGAACUGUUGACGAUUUAUUUUCGGCACAUGAUUUUGAAGUUGACGUUGAUAUUGUUCUUCCUCCGACAGUGGCAUCGCUGGGAACACAUUCGUUAAAUUCCGUGGAUACGUUAUCUCACAAAUCACCUGCAUCAUCGACAGAUUCAGUCAAUCGACCACGGCCAUUAACCUUAGAAGAAUAUAGGCUACGAAAAGCUCAAAUGUUGGCAUUUGGAACUUAUAUCAAUACAGUCUUGCAGUCGUGGCUGGACUCAAGCGUUUUAAAAAGCUAUGUUAUGAGACCAUUUCCUAUAUAUUCACGGAACGGAUUAAAAGAUUAUACAAUCUUGUGCAAAAUUCAUCGUUGGAUAGUUCAACCUCACAGAUGGAUAAGGGCAGUCACCCAUCCUUCUUGGGCGGUAGCCUCAUUACAUGAACAAUAA
Messenger RNA from Dracunculus medinensis (Guinea worm), 966 nucleotides. The record is from the annotation of a GenBank genome assembly. NCBI's taxonomy places the organism in Eukaryota, Metazoa, Nematoda, Chromadorea, Rhabditida, Dracunculidae.